AUGUCAAAGCCUGUGCCUUACACCGAUAGUAUGCAGAGCAUAUGGGCAACUAUCGAGGAUUCUCUAAAAGCUGUACACGCUCAGACCGAUGGGCUUCUGAGCUCAGGGCCAAAGCUGGAGGACGUCCAGAAAGAAAUUGACCCGUUGAGCAAGGAGAUCGCGGCUGAACAAGAGACAGUGCAUGCUGAAAUUUCGAGCCUCAAGGAAGUGGCUCGGGUAGACAUCCAGAAGCAGGUGAUAGCGGCGCUAGACGAUCACAUCAAGUCGCAGCUCCAACAGGAGAUAGCGAGCCAAGUGAAGGCUCAAUUCGAUGUGCAGAUCAGGGCGUAUAUCCCUGUGCCGAUGUCCAAGCAGGUAGAAGAAAACAGGGCCCAGAUUGAGAAAGUGAAGCACUCGCGGGUCAAUGAAGACGCUCGGCGAGAGAACUCGAGCAUCCAGGAUACGGAUUUGAAUGAGAGUCUCAAGCCCGUCCUGAUGGGUAAUGGCGAGAUCAGCAGUGUCUAUCCAGCGGAUCUACUGUCUCUGUUUGCUUACGACGAUGAAUCAUUGAGCAAACUGCUUGACGACUACGGGCUUCCAAAGGAUGGGCCAAUGGAAACUAGCGUAAACCGAUUCAUGGCGCACAUUGGUAUAACAUCGUGGAAAGUGUUCCCCUCUCCAACAUAG
Messenger RNA from Pleurotus ostreatus (oyster mushroom), 666 nucleotides. RefSeq lists its product as uncharacterized. NCBI's taxonomy places the organism in Eukaryota, Fungi, Basidiomycota, Agaricomycetes, Agaricales, Pleurotaceae. The record is from RefSeq and is a predicted model, not a curated record. The coding region runs from base 1 to 666 and encodes 221 amino acids. The transcript has 7 exons.